AUGAUAGUUUGGGUCCAUGUGCCUGAGCUCAAGAUUCAUUUUUACCACAAGGAGGUUCUAAAUAGCCUGGGGAAUCUGAUCGGACGCACGAUCAAACUAGAUUACCACACCCUUACUCAACAAAGGGAGAAGUUUGCCCGUCUCGCUGUAGAAGUGGAUAUCUCCAAGCCUCUCGUCCCAAGAAUAUGGUUAGAUGAUGAUUGGCAGCCGGUUGAAUAUGAGAAUCUACCCUUCGUUUGUUUCGAAUGUGGGAAGAUCGGCCAUGCCUUUACUGUUUGCUCCCUGCUUCGACCAGCGUCGGUGCCGGAGUUAGUUGAGUCCGCCGGCGGGGAGAAGCAGGACCUCGCGCCGGAGGGGACUUCGGAGACCAAUGCAGGGUUUGGGCCAUGGAUGCUGGUCUCGCACAAAGGACGGUCGAAUCAGCGGGAGACGAGUAACAAAGGAAAGCAAAGGGAUUCGGGGGCCACAAUUCAGGUGAUCACCCCCAGAAAUGGAAAGAAUGGAACAAAAAGUAAAGAGCCGAGGGAUUCCUUACCGAUUCUGGAUCAACAGAGCUCGCCACCUCCCCAACGGUCAUCAGGUCAAGAAAGGAAAAGGAAUGGAGAAAUUCAAAAUGGGACGGAGAAAAGGAACGGUAAAGGCAUUAUGAGGGAGGAGGAGUCGCCGGCAGGUAAGGGGAUUCUUGGACCAGACCCAUCGUUGGGACCCGUGGCUAAAAAAGGGCUUAAGCCCAAAUCAGAUGCUUUGAAGGCGUCCACGUCGGGUAUACAGUCUGAAACUCCCCUGAUCCCGACUAGUGGGCCUAAUAGAGGAACUACAGCUGGGCCUCAAGCCCAAGGUGCCAAACCCACCACCUCCUUCACCCCUCCCUCAACUUUGGUGACCACGGGCCCAAAUGGGACAGUGAUGCAAGUGGUGCAAGUCCUACCGCAAAUUGAAGCGCCUCUCCAUCGGGCAGACCAGGCCUCACUGUCAACGGCGAACAGGACGAAGGGAAGGAAGAAUUCCAAGGGGCGAGUGAAGAAAGGGUCCCCUGCGAAGCUCAACCAUAUCCGUCCCUUCCAGCUCUGGUCGUCGAUGAAAGAGAAGAAGUCGAAGUCAAAGACCCGGAUGGCCUCGCUCACUCUACAAGAGAUAUCUGCCUGGACGGAGGUGGCGAAUCUACCUACGAGAACCUCGGUGGCGAAGGACCCUGUGGACACCUCGACCCUGGAUUUGAGCCACGGAGAACCAACUGGAGAGCCAUCUCUCCCAGCUAUCUAA
This is a messenger RNA of Linum tenue, 1263 nucleotides long. The record is from the annotation of a GenBank genome assembly. Lineage: Eukaryota; Viridiplantae; Streptophyta; Magnoliopsida; Malpighiales; Linaceae.